AUGGCGGGCGGUAAAGACAAAGGUAAACGGACAAUGGAGAUCAACUCUUCCAAUGAGGACAUGGAGGAUGCACAUGAUUUGGGUACUACUCAAGGCCCACUUCCAGCUCUUCACGAGAUCAGACACAUGAGCGUUCACAGUUGCCGGAAUUACACCCUACUGUUUGACGACAACAAGAAAGAAUUCACGUGCGCACCUCAAUUAACCGAGGAUGUGAAGCACACUUUUGAAAAGAAGCUUGCUACUAGGUUACGUGACAUGUUCUACACAGUCACGCACAAGAUGAGAGGCGCAAAGCCAGGCUGGCUCAUUGAGGACGUCCACAAGAAAAUGAUGGAUAUUGUUGCCGCCGAUUCAACUUACAAGAAGAGGUCGGCCCAAAACAAGAAGAACAGGAGGGGCGGCUCAAUGGAAAAUCCGAUUGAAGCUACCCACUAUCAGGGUUCGAUGUCAGCUGUACAACAUGCUAAACGGAUGGCGGCGAAGAAUAAAGGCCAGCUCCUAACAGCUCAUGAGCUGUUUAUGAAGACGCACUUCAAGGAAGUGCCUGGGAAAGGCACAGUACCAGCCAACACCAAAGCACAGCAUAUUGCGGAGGCCUGCCAGAAGAAAUUUGAAGAAGCAAGCACCCAAGGGAUUCAGAAGAGUCCAAAUGAGUUGUAUUGGGAAACUGUAGGUGGUCGCAACAAGAAGGGUCGUGUGAAGGGACUUGGCCAAGGUGCAGAGCUGUAUUAUGGCGACAAGAAGGGUUCUAAGUCAUCCCAGCAGUACACGCCUUCCUUUCUUUCCCAGAUGCAGGAUCAGAUGGACUAG
Molecule: messenger RNA, 813 nt
Organism: Chenopodium quinoa (quinoa)
Lineage: Eukaryota; Viridiplantae; Streptophyta; Magnoliopsida; Caryophyllales; Amaranthaceae
Exons: 5
Coding region: 1-813 (270 amino acids)
Source: RefSeq, a predicted model, not a curated record